AUGAGUCUGUCCGACCACAAAGACACCAUCCAAAGGCUCUACGUCGACGAGGACCUAACUCUUGACGAGCUGAUGGACUCCAUGGAAAGGGAUUUUGGCAUCCGUGCGAGCAAGGACAGCUACAAACGUCAUUUCAGGAAAUUGAAACUGCGUAAGACCAACAAUCGCGAUUUCUACGUCUGGGCCAACCAUCACAUUGAAAAGCGCAGUCAUGCGAAUCCCAAGAAGAAGACCCAGAUCCUCUUGAACGGAAAAGCGAUCGAUGAGAAAACUAUCCAGAAGAAUAUCCCGCGGCAGGUGUUGACUUAUGAUCAAGCACGCGCAGCAGAUCAGUCAUCUAAACCCGGUUGA
Molecule: messenger RNA, 351 nt
Organism: Aspergillus eucalypticola CBS 122712
Lineage: Eukaryota; Fungi; Ascomycota; Eurotiomycetes; Eurotiales; Aspergillaceae
Product: Clr5 domain-containing protein
Exons: 2
Coding region: 1-351 (116 amino acids)
Source: RefSeq, a predicted model, not a curated record